Sitophilus oryzae (rice weevil) is the source of this 1041-nucleotide messenger RNA. RefSeq names its product probable inactive tRNA-specific adenosine deaminase-like protein 3. NCBI's taxonomy places the organism in Eukaryota, Metazoa, Arthropoda, Insecta, Coleoptera, Curculionidae. Bases 1 to 1041 code for a protein of 346 amino acids. Gene Ontology annotation, cellular component: cytoplasm; nucleus. Gene Ontology annotation, molecular function: tRNA-specific adenosine-34 deaminase activity. The transcript has a single exon. The record is from RefSeq and is a predicted model, not a curated record.
AUGCGAAGCUCCAAAAGAAUCAAAUUAGAUAAACCUGAACACAGUCAGAAAUGUUUAAUUCCAAUCAUUUCAGAUGACCUUAUUCAAGAUACACCUUUAAUUGAUGUUUAUGUGGAUACUAUAAAUGAUCCCAAACAUAUUUCAAAAGUAAUUAUAGAUUUGAAUUCUUCAUUACCUAUUUUAGACUUGACUCAUCUAAAGAGAGUUAAAGGUAAAGAUAUACUGUUAUGCCCAGUAGACAGCAUUGGGAUAGACCAGGUUCAUGGUUUAUUAAAAAUUAAGAACUUUGAUACAUCUUAUCUUCAGAAUAAUAUAAGAGUUGUAUCUGUAGCAAAGAUUCCUCCAAAAACUAGAACUCAGUAUAACAAGGUUAAUAAGUAUUGGCCUUGCAACUUCCAUAGUGAUAAAUACAUAGAAAAGUUAGUAACAAACACAUUAUUUUCAUCAGAAGAGUUGUGUGAGCAUGAGAAAUUUAUGAAAAUGGCAGUUUUAUUGGCCAAUUACAGAAAGAUAACUUAUAAAGACAGAAAGUGUGUAGGAUCAGUUGUUGUUGAUCCAAAAAUCAAGUCCAUUGUUGCUGUUGGUUACUCUAAUGCAUUAUCUAACCCUUGUGAACAUGCUACUAUGGUUUCAAUUAAUAAUGUUGCACAAACUCAACUGAGUAAUAUUAAUGAUGUGCCAAAUAAAUCCAAAUUAAAUUUAUCAGGAAUACCAGAAGAUAUACACACUGUACUGCAAGAUAAGUUUGAGGGCAGUUGUUUUGGCUCAACUUGGUUCAAAGACAAAUCAGAAAUAGGCCAGCCUUCUGAUGGUCCUUAUUUAUGUACAGGAUACUAUAUUUAUUUAACACAUGAGCCCUGUAUAAUGUGUUCCAUGGCUUUAGUGCAUAGUAGAAUUAAAAAAGUGUUUUAUGGAAUCAAUUCAUCCAAUGGCGCUUUAGGAACUUUAUGUAAAGUACAUCUAUUGAAGGAUCUAAAUCAUCAUUAUGAAGUAUUUGCAGGACUUUGUAAAAGUGAGUGUGAGGGACUGAAUAUACUAUAA